AUGGAUUCCAGCGAAACUGCUCUGCAUGCAGGAGACCCAUUGUCGCCGGGGCCCUUCCACCUCGUCGUCCCGCCAGAUCCGGGUUCCGCUGCUUCCACUGUGGUCGUGCUUGCUGCUAGUAUUGAGCGCAGGACCGUCCGCGUGCGCUACGUUGCCCCGGGAUCAGUCUGCGGCUACGGAGUCGUUGGCAACGGUACCGGACUAUCACCGCUCGUCUGGCUACACUCAGAGGACCCGUUCAGGCCGUCAGACCUAUUGCAGCAUGUGCGCCAUACCGCGCCCCUGGCGAAUGGCAAGCCCGUAGAGGAGCUGCCGGAGCUCGGCUUGGACAACCUGGCCUUGCUCAACGACAGAGGACUCGACGGCAAUCCGGUCGCAUUGACGGCUAUCGACGAGGUCACGCAGCUGCCCGCUUGGUUUUCGGGGGAGACGCCGGACGAGUCUGGAAGGCUCCACAACGCGACUGCCUGUGUUGUGGUUCUCGUUGAGUCCGAGAGGGACUCGGGCGACCUGGCGGCAUUCUACUUCUACUUCUACUCCUACAACCGCGGCGCUAACAGCACUCAAGUGCUAGAGCCGCUAAAAAGCAUGAUAGAGAAGGAUAUCGAGCCUGGAAUGAAUUUUGGGGAUCAUGUUGGGGACUGGGAGCAUAACAUGGUUCGGUUCCGGGACGGGGAACCUACCGGCAUCUAUUUCAGCCAACACUCUGACGGCGCUGCUUAUGAGUGGGACGAUUCGGCUCUGACAAUAGAAGACGAGCGGCCCGUUGUAUACAGCGCAUAUGGGUCUCACGCGAACUAUGCGUCUCCCGGAGCCCAUGUCCACGAUGCGGUGAUAAAGGACAACUGUGACGCAGGCCUGCGAUGGGACCCCGUGUCUUCAGCAUACUUCUAUCGCUUUGAUCCCCCCACCUCCGAGAUGACCCGGAUAUUCCCACCUGGAUCACCCCAAGGGUCCAACUUCACGUCAGCAAUCUACUUCUCCGGGCUGUGGGGCGACGCGCAGUAUCCGGACAGCGACCCUCGCCAGAAGACGGUUCCGCGCUUCGGCCUGAAACGCUACGUCUCCGGCCCGUCUGGCCCGAUAACGAAGAAGCUUGUGAGAAAGGGUCUGUUCCCCGACCACCGCGAGCCCAAGUCCUGGCUGCAGUGGGGCGUCGGCCUCUUCAUGUCGCUCUACCCAUGCUGUUUGCGUGGAUGGAGAGUCUGGGCUUCGGGCACGAUACUCCUUUUCGUGUUGGUUUCGAUGAUCUUCGGCAUCGUAUAUGCUGUGAGGCGGUACAGAUCGAGGAGGGCAGGAUACAAGAAGGUCGAUACUGGUGCGGAUAUACCGCUGAAUAACCUGGACUAUAGGGACGACGUCACUGGACACGGCCACCCUUCCGAUGACCACCAACGAUGA
This is a messenger RNA of Diaporthe citri, 1401 nucleotides long. RefSeq lists its product as uncharacterized. The transcript is spliced from 6 exons. The record is from RefSeq and is a predicted model, not a curated record. Lineage: Eukaryota; Fungi; Ascomycota; Sordariomycetes; Diaporthales; Diaporthaceae. Bases 1 to 1401 code for a protein of 466 amino acids.